This is a messenger RNA of Medioppia subpectinata, 740 nucleotides long. The record is from the annotation of a GenBank genome assembly. NCBI's taxonomy places the organism in Eukaryota, Metazoa, Arthropoda, Arachnida, Sarcoptiformes, Oppiidae.
GUAAACAAUUGUGAUAUACAUGUAUAAUAUCAUAUAACUUAUAUAAGUGGCACUCAUUUAAAGACAUAAUCUAAUGUUCAUUUAUUAUACAUACGUUUAUUAUUAAUAAAUUUAUACACAAAGACAUUGCGAAUAAUACAAGUUUUUACCUAAAAGUAAAUACCAAUUAAAACCAACAAACUAUGUCUCCGACACUGAUUUUUGCAUUACUUCUGACACUCUCUGCGGUCACAUUCGGCCAGAGCCAGAACCAGGACUGCGGGCCAAACGAAGUGUACAACUCGUGCGGGAGUUCGUGUCCGGACACGUGUGAGACGGUGUUGAAGGGCAACAAAUACCAACAGACGUGUACAAUGCAGUGCGUGAGCGGCUGUUUCUGUCGCGACGGACUCGUCAAAGACGGCUCAGGAAAGUGUGUGUCCACUGAUGUCUGUCGACACAAAGAACCCGUCGUCAGAGACAGAGACACCGAUUCCGACGGCUCUUCCGCCAUAUCUGAGGACAGUCAUAUCGAGGACACGAUGUUAGGCAAUGAUAUAUUUUCUGCGUCCAAACGACCCCUCGCUGUAAACUUAGAAUACACCGAUAAUUACUCCUACAACUAUACCCACAACUAUGCCGACAACUAUACCCACAAGUUUACCCACAACUAUACCCACAACAAUACCCUCUACUAUACCCUCUUCUAUACCCUCUACUAUACCCACAACGAGUCCCACAACUCAUUCAUCGGCUGUUAA